Messenger RNA from Empidonax traillii (willow flycatcher), 2262 nucleotides. RefSeq lists its product as uncharacterized. The record is from RefSeq and is a predicted model, not a curated record. The transcript is spliced from 13 exons. Gene Ontology annotation, molecular function: nucleic acid binding; zinc ion binding; protein serine/threonine kinase activator activity. Bases 1 to 2262 code for a protein of 753 amino acids. Gene Ontology annotation, biological process: regulation of cell cycle phase transition; positive regulation of nuclear cell cycle DNA replication. NCBI's taxonomy places the organism in Eukaryota, Metazoa, Chordata, Aves, Passeriformes, Tyrannidae. Gene Ontology annotation, cellular component: nucleus; Dbf4-dependent protein kinase complex.
AUGGGGGACAGUCACGGGGUGACCGAGAGCUUCCUCAGCAAGGAGGUGACAUACGUGGUGUCCAGCAACAAGGAGGCCAAACGGGGCAGAGCCGGGACUGGGGAUGGAAAGCAGAGCAACCCAACCUCAGGAGACACCAACCCCACGAGCUCAGGGCCUGCUGCCUGCAGAGGGAACCCACCCAGACCUCACCAGAAGCCACCAGACACUGCCCUGCUGAGCCGGGGGAAGGAGCUGCUGCAGAAGGCCAUGAAGAGGCAGGACGCCUGCAGUGGCAGCAGCAUCCUCGCCAACGCUCGCCUGUGGGGAGUCCAGAUCCUGCACGUGGAUGAAAUGGUGUCCUACGCCCAGCAGCUGCUGAGAGACAUCUCAGGAGCCAGGAAACACUGCCAGAAGACAGAGAGGAGGUGCCUUGCUCCUGGAUCCAAAAUUCACAAAGCUGCCAGAAUCCUGAGGCACCUGAGAGCUGCGUUCUUGCACACUGACUCCACCAGCUCAGAGGAGGUUUCGAGGAAUAUAAUGCAUCCUGCAGAGGAGAGCGUGUUCCUGCAGCCCACUCACUGCUGUCGGGCUGAGAUCCAGAUCAGAAAACUGAAGCCCCCCUUUCUGAAGGUUGAGGACCAGAGCAGGCAAUUCCGGCCCUUCCAUCAUCAGUUCCAAAGCUUUCCCCACCUGAACUUCCUGGCUCCCAAAAGCUGCAGCCCCUUUGAGCCUCUGAAAAGCCUCUCGAAUCCCUGCCAGGCCAGGGGGGCUGAAGGCAGUGAUGGAGGGAGGAGCCCCUGCUCCACUGCAGCUCCCAGGAAACGGAGGGGAUUCUGUGAGUGCUGCCAGGAGACCUUCGAAGAGCUGCAGAAGCACCUCCAGAGCCCCCGGCACCAGCGCUUUGCCCGGGAUGACUCCCAGUACCUUCCUGUGGAUCGUGUCAUCUCACAGCUCACCAACAGCUUCCUGCAGCGCUCAGACAGGGUGCCACAGUCCUGCCUGGCAGAUGAACAUUUAGUGCCUCAAGCACAUGGUACUGGAAGAGUGGAGAUGCUGACAGAGCUGGGAAAGGAAAGGGAGCAGCCUGAGCAGGGUGCUGUGGAACUGGUGAUGGAUAUGGAGCAGGAUCAUGACCUGGAGAUCAAGGGAUGUUCCCCCUGCCUGCCUGGGGACAGGGUCAGAGAUCCCAGAGAAGGAGGGGGGCUGUCAGAGCAGGGCUCUGUGGGGCUGCCCAGGGGAGCAGAGCUCAGUGGAGGGGUCUGUGCUGCCCAUGGCACCACGGAGGGGGCCGGGCUGGGGCCUGCAGGGCUGGGCUCGGCCCCUGCCCUGGGCUGGGAAUCCUGUGCAGCAGCUGCUCCUCCAUCUGAACCUCGUGGACAGCAAGUGCCUGGGUCUGUGAGCCACCCCCCAGCAGCACUGCCUGUCCCCAGGAAGCGCCAGCUGUCCCCCAGCCAGAGCUCCCAGGUGGGGAAGAGGCCCAGGCUGGAGCAGGGGCAGCAGACAGGCCCGGUGCGUGGUGGGCUGGGGGCAGAGGGUGCAGGGCAGAUGUCUGGGCCAGGCCUGCCCGGUGUGCCAGGGGCUGGCAGGCUGGCCCUGCACACGCAGCUCUGCAGCAGACCUCGUGGCUCCCUGGCUUUGGAUGCGUGCCCGGGCGGGAGCCCUGGGGACCCGGGAUCCCCGGGAGCUGGGGAUGCUGCGGGAGCCGCUCCAGCCGGCGAGGGGGGCUGGAGCGGGGCGGGUGUGAGACCCGCAGGGCAGCAGCUCCGAGGGGGGGACGGGGCCACCCCCGGCAGGGCGAGCAGCCCGGGUCUGGAGAGCACGGCGAGUGGCAGGAGCAGCUGCCCCGCUGGCCGCCCGCCCGUGGCUGGGGCCAGAUGUUGCUGCUCGGUCUGUGUCGGGGCGGCAGAAAAAGCAUCCCCCGAGGCUGCCGAGCUCCCCGGGCACAGCGCAGAGCGGGCACCGUGCCCUGGGCUGCUUCCCCCUCCCGCUCCGAGCACACGGAGCUUCGGCGGGAGCUCCUCCGAGUGCGACUGGGACGUGCCGCUGCUGAGGGGUGUGCAGGGCAGCAGGAUGGCGGCUGUGGACAGGGACGAGCUACACAGGACACAGGGCAGCGGGAGGGACAGCGGCUACGAGUGCCGGCUGCGCUCAGUGCUCCGGCGGGACCCGCAGCCGGGCUGGGCGGCUCAGGACAGCGGGAGCUGCCGGACCUGCUGCACGGGCACCACGGCACCCCCUUUCCCUCUGCUUGAGACGUUUUGUGGCAGCUGGACGAGCUGA